AACAAUCGGCUGGAAAUAACUGGAGCACUUGACAGCUGAAAGCAGAGGGACACUGCAGGGAGGAUGUCGAAGCACGGUGAGGUUGUAUGCGUUACCGGUGGAAGCGGCUGCAUUGGAUCCUGGCUCGUCCUUCUCCUCCUCCACCGUGAUUACACCGUCCACGCCACCGUCAAGGAUCUCAAGGACGAGGACGAGACGAAGCAUCUAGAAGCGUUAGUAGAGGGAGCAGAGUCGCGCCUCCGUCUCUUCCAGAUUGACCUCCUCGACUACAACUCCAUACUCGCCGCCGUCAAUGGCUGCUCCGGUGUCUUCCACCUCGCCUCUCCCUGCAUCGUCGAUCAAGUCCACGACCCCGAGAAGGAGCUUCUGGACCCGGCGAUCAAAGGAACGCUCAAUGUUCUGACGGCGGCGAAGCACGCUGGGGUCAGCCGUGUGGUGCUGACGUCAUCCAUUUCCGCCAUCACUCCCAGCCCAAGCUGGCCGUCUGAUAAGGUCAAGGGCGAGGAUUGCUGGACAGACAUUGACUACUGCAAGCAGAAGGGAUUGUGGUAUCCAUUAUCGAAAACGCUGGCAGAGAAAGCGGCGUGGGAAUUUGCCAAGGAGAAGGGGCUGGAUGUGGUUGUGGUGAAUCCAGGCACGGUGAUGGGCCCUGUUAUCUCGCCCAGGCUCAAUGCUAGCAUGUUGAUGCUUGUUCGCCUUCUUGAGGGUUGCGCUGAAACAUAUGAGGACUUCUUUAUGGGAUCUGUGCAUUUUAAAGAUGUAGCUCAAGCGCACAUUUUAGUGUAUGAGAACAAAUCAGCAACCGGUAGGCACUUGUGUGUGGAAGCUAUAUCACAUUAUGGUGACUUUGUGGCAGAGGUUGCUGAACUUUACCCUGAGUACAAGGUUCCCAGUUUGCCAAAGGACACCCAACCUGGCUUGCUGAGGGAAAAGAACGGAGCGAAGAAGCUAAUGAACUUGGGUUUGGAAUUCAUUCCCAUGGAUCAAAUUAUCAAGGAUGCUGUUGAGAGCCUAAAGAGCAAGGGAUUUAUUUCAUAAAUGAAACUGCGGGGAUAUGAAACUUAUCAGGGAUCUAGGUAUGUCUUGUACUAGUAGCGAGGACAUGUAACCUGAAUGGUUGUUUCAACUCCUUUGAAUAUUCCUUUUUCUGUGAAGAAAAUAAUGUUAAUAUGUGUGUACGACAAGUUUACCUUAAAGUUCACACUUUAAUU
Messenger RNA from Malus domestica (apple), 1211 nucleotides. Its product is annotated as phenylacetaldehyde reductase-like. Lineage: Eukaryota; Viridiplantae; Streptophyta; Magnoliopsida; Rosales; Rosaceae. The record is from RefSeq and is a predicted model, not a curated record. Gene Ontology annotation, molecular function: oxidoreductase activity, acting on the CH-OH group of donors, NAD or NADP as acceptor.